GCCCCCCAAUCCCCUAAACCUCACCCGACCUCACCUUUGCACACCUCCCGGAUGGCGGAACCACAAGAACCGGCCGACCGCCCUUUACCGUUCCAGUUCCAAUCCCUCCCAGCCAGGUACAAGUACUCGGGCGCCUCUGUGCCUUUCUUCUCUUACAUGCCCACCUGACACUCUGUCGGACUCGCAAUCCCAGCAAUCGCCUCUUCUUCUUUUCGAUGGGCUCCCUUACGAUGGCUUCGUCGACAAUUGCUGUCGUCUUAUGUUAAUCUCCUCAUAAUUGCGCCUCUGUUUUUUGUUUUUCUUCUUCUUUCUUCGUUGUGUCCGUGCGUUACUCCUGUUGCUCUUCUUUGAAUACACACCCCCCUGUCUCGCCAAUCCCGCCCAUUUUCCCUUUAGUUUCUUCUGUUGGAGAGUCAUUCAAAGAGGGUUUCUCUCGGCUUCCCGAGCUCGGAGACCGCCGGAUUGUCGCGAUUUGUGCUGUUGUUGCUCCUACAGCAUGGCUCGCUUUGUCGAUCUGGACGAGGAGGACAGCCAGGCGCAGCCAAUGGCCGCCUGGCACGACGCCGGCAGGCCUCUCGCGUUGGGUGACAACGGGGCCGCCGUCAUGGUGGUUGGCGAUGGGAUUCCUCCCGCACGCCGCUUUCCCAGCAGGAAGAGCACCAUGACGGAGAAGCUGCAGCAAGAAAACGCUUCUGCGUCUGGCGAGGGAAAGGAGUUGAUGGCUCAUAGUGCCAUGGGAGAGGCAUUCCAGUGCUAUCCCAUCGUCUUUGGCAUUGUGUCCCACAUUGACCUCAACACUCUCGACGCAUUGGCCCGCUCGUGCCGUGUUAUUCACGAUGGCUUGAUCCAAUACCGAGCGAGUCUCAUGGGCGCGACGCUGCGCUGCUCCAAGGAGGCUGUGCCGGUCGACCCAGAGCAGACGCUUCGAUACCGCGCGAGAGCGAGUGACUGGAAUUAUGGCAUGGAGGACAGUCGCAGUUACAAUGGGAAAGCGGGCAGCUGCGCCCGUGACCUGGUGACUGAGUGCAGAAGAUGCGCCGACAUUAUUUGCAGGAAUUGUGCUAUUAAGCCUCCUCUUUCGACGGCUCUGCGCGAGCGACACCGUCGUCUGUGUGUCACUUGCGCCAAAGCUCCCAUUGCGGCGCUUGCAUCGCCAGCGCUGGAUAUAUCUUUGCCUCUCACCUCUGAGGCUGUACAACGUGCAGUCUGUCAGUGCGACACUGAGGGCGUCUGGCUGUGUCAGCCUUGCGGCCAUAGCAUCCGCAAUGCAGACCACGACUAUAAAGGUAUCUGGCGCUGGCGCACCAAGUACGGAGGCUUCACAGGCAUUGGAGACGGCGAUCGCGGCGUAAUCUGCGGCCGCGAAGAAGCCUGCCUCGCCGCUCGUGAAAAAGAGCAGGAAAUCGACUGCGAUGCCGAGGAUGCCCGGGGUAGCACCCUAGCUCCGUGGUCGACCGGGUCCUCCUCCGGCACCCCGAGCCCGGGCCCACAACACACCGGCACCCCCCCUGGCGGCGGUGCCGGGUUCCCGUUUCCCGCCAACGGCACCGUCGAAUCCAUCAUUGAGGAGAUGCGCCAUCAGCGGACGCCCUCGCCGCAGCUGGGGCCGGGCUACGAGAGACACGAAAUCGAGGGCAUUGGCGGCAUCGUCAAGCGCAAGCUCGUCCGCAUGGUGCGGGUGGGGGCUUGCGUGCCCGAAUGGGAAGACGAAAAGAACAGCAGCAAUAAGAUUCUGGCCCGCGAGGUGAAUGGCGCUGCACGAAGCUGGUGCGGCUGGUGUUGGCGAGUCAUUCCUGGAGAUAAAGACAAGAGGCAAUGUGCAAAAAGCUAAAUGCACGAGGGUACAAUAAAGUACAGCAAAGGAUCAAAGGUACUAGACGGUUGGAUAUGGUUCAUUCUUUUAUGGUGAUAAUGAUCGUCUUUUACUUUUUUUGCCUUAACAUCAAUUGUAUAAAGGCGUUUUAUCUGGGAUGAUUUAUAUAGCAAUUGCUUUUCGGUUGAGCACUUUGCCCAACACUAAUGGCGGCGUCACAAUAAAGAA
This is a messenger RNA of Trichoderma harzianum CBS 226.95, 2041 nucleotides long. RefSeq lists its product as hypothetical. The coding region runs from base 497 to 1831 and encodes 444 amino acids. Lineage: Eukaryota; Fungi; Ascomycota; Sordariomycetes; Hypocreales; Hypocreaceae. The transcript is spliced from 4 exons. The record is from RefSeq and is a predicted model, not a curated record.